AUGGAGAGAUCACCAACAUUGCCUGGGAUACAACCCCCAACCUUUGGGAACCUAAUUACCAUUCUUAGCAUUGAUGGAGGAGGAAUAAGAGGAAUCAUCCCUGCAACUAUUCUCGAAUUCCUUGAAUCACAGCUUCAGGAGCUGGAUGGUGAGGAUGCGAGACUUGCAGACUACUUUGAUGUAAUCUCAGGGACAAGUACAGGUGGUCUUGUGACAGCCAUGUUAACUGCUCCAGACCAGAACAAUCGUCCUCUCUUUGCAGCCAAAGACAUUAAGUCAUUCUACCUUGAGAACUGUCCUAAGAUUUUCCCACAGAAGAGUGGCUUUGGUGGUAUGAUCACAAAGCUUUUCCAAUCACUAAUAGGGCCCAAAUAUAAUGGGAAGUAUCUUCAUGACCUUGUAAGGGAGAAGCUGGGAAGCACUCGCUUGCAUCAAACCUUGACCUCUGUUGUGAUCCCAACUUUUGAUAUUAGGAGUCUCCAGCCUACUAUCUUCUCCUCCUGUGAGGUGAACAUAGAUCCAACUUUGGAUGCGCAACUCUUAGACAUAUGUAUUGCCACUUCUGCAGCUCCAACAUACCUUCCAGCCUAUUAUUUCACUAACCAAGAUGAAGAAGGGAAUGUGAGAGAGUUCAACCUCAUUGAUGGUGGUGUAGCUGCUAAUAAUCCGACGUUGGUCGCCAUUAGUGAAGUAACAAAGCAGGUAUUCAAGGAACAUCCAGAUUUUUUCCCGAUCAAGCCAAUGGACUAUGGUCGAUUUCUAGUUAUCUCGAUAGGGACUGGCACAAGAAAGAUGGAAAGAAAGUACAGUGCUAAAAUGGCAGCAAAGUGGGGUGUUAUGGGAUGGUUACUUAAUGAUGGCUCUACUCCAUUGGUAGAUGUGUUUACACAAGCAAGUGCAGAUAUGAUCGACUUCCACUUAGGUGUGGUAUUUCAAGCUUUACACUCUGAAGAUAAUUACCUACGAAUUCAGGAUGAUUCAUUAACUGGAGCUGUAUCUUCAGUUGAUAUUUCUACACAAGGGAACUUGGAAAAUCUUGUGGAGGUUGGUGAAGAGUUGCUGAAAAAACCAGUUUCUAGGGUGAACGUGGAGACUGGUCAUACUGAGCUUGUUGAAAAUGGUGUAACUAAUGCUGAGGCUCUUAAGAAAUUCGCAAAAUUGCUUUCAGAUGAAAGGAGACUUCGUGAUGCUACCGGGCCUCUGAAAAACUUCGUCCAAAUAAAAAUUGAUGAUAGAGGCACUAGAAUUCUUAAAUAUGACCAGCGAUAUUCACUCAUCCUCACAUGGAAACAAGUGAAACCAAACAAAACAGAUCGAUUGGCACCCUUAUUGAAGGUUGGGAGGUUUUUUCAAACAUUAUUGAGUAAUAACUGGAGGUUGGUGGCUGACCAUUCACUGUAUGAUGAAAGAAAACUUCUAUCAUUAUUAAAUGUGAUCAGCAUUAUCCUCGUGCAAAAAAAUCAGUGA
Messenger RNA from Macadamia integrifolia, 1467 nucleotides. Its product is annotated as patatin-like protein 2. Bases 1 to 1467 code for a protein of 488 amino acids. Gene Ontology annotation, molecular function: monoacylglycerol lipase activity; glycerophospholipase activity. Gene Ontology annotation, biological process: lipid metabolic process. NCBI's taxonomy places the organism in Eukaryota, Viridiplantae, Streptophyta, Magnoliopsida, Proteales, Proteaceae. The record is from RefSeq and is a predicted model, not a curated record. The transcript has 9 exons.